AUGGGUCGCGCAAGUAUAACCUUAAAACAAAUCUCCAAUGAAAGAUCCCGCAAGACAACUUUCUUGCGAAGAAAGACAGGGCUAAUGAAGAAAAUCUCGGAAUUUUCGAAGAGGUGUGGUGGUGAGCACUGUUUGAUUAUGUACGAUGAUAAUGCUGAUGGUAAUGGUGAUGUUGAAGCAGUGACUUCGCCCGAAAACCCUGUAGAGAUACAUUCCAUGAUUCAAAAGUACUAUGAAACUCAAUUAAAGAAAGAGAGACCUCACAAGACUUACGGUAUUGAAGAGUUUUUUAAGAACAGAAAGAACAUGAUUGAAGCUGAGAUUUCCAAAGUGCAUAAACAAAUCAGAAGCAUCAAGUACCCAACUUGGGAUCCAAGUUUCGUGAACAUGGAAUAG
This is a messenger RNA of Vigna umbellata (rice bean), 396 nucleotides long. RefSeq lists its product as uncharacterized. NCBI's taxonomy places the organism in Eukaryota, Viridiplantae, Streptophyta, Magnoliopsida, Fabales, Fabaceae. Gene Ontology annotation, biological process: positive regulation of transcription by RNA polymerase II. The record is from RefSeq and is a predicted model, not a curated record. Gene Ontology annotation, molecular function: RNA polymerase II cis-regulatory region sequence-specific DNA binding; DNA-binding transcription factor activity, RNA polymerase II-specific; protein dimerization activity.